Molecule: messenger RNA, 2605 nt
Organism: Mus musculus (house mouse)
Lineage: Eukaryota; Metazoa; Chordata; Mammalia; Rodentia; Muridae
Gene: Hhipl1
Product: hedgehog interacting protein-like 1
Exons: 9
Coding region: 142-2517 (791 amino acids)
Cellular component (GO): extracellular region; membrane
Source: RefSeq, marked provisional
CCGGUUUCCCGGUGAUCUCCCGGGAGGGUGCAAGCAAGGCUGGAGGCGGGCGCUCAGGGCGCGGCCAGUGGCUCCUGGGGGGCGCAUCGGCGGGGCUGGCUGGCCGGCCUUUGGCUGCUAUUUCUGCAGACUGCCAGGAGAAUGGCGGGACGGAGGGCUGUGGCCCGGAUCGGGCCCGGGGCGCUGCUGGUUCUGCGCGCUCUGCUGGCCGCCGCGCACCCGCAGUGCUUGGACUUCAGGCCGCCCUUCCGGCCGCCGCAGCCGCUGAGCUUCUGCGCGCAGUACUCCGCCUUCGGCUGCUGCACCGCGGAGCAGGACGCGGCGCUGGCCCGGCGCUUCCGGGUCCUGGAGACCCGCAUGGAUGCCGGGGUGUGGGCGACGUGUGCCGGCUACGCUCUGGACCUGCUGUGCCAGGAAUGUUCACCCUAUGCGGCCCAUCUCUAUGACGCUGAGGAUCCAGCCACCCCACUUCGGACAGUGCCUGGCCUGUGUGAAGAUUAUUGCCUGGACAUGUGGCAGACCUGCCGAGGCCUCUUUCGUCUCCUCUCCCCUGACCGUGAACUCUGGGCCCUGGAGAGCAACCGGGCCAAAUUAUGCCGCUACCUGUCGCUAGAUGACACCGACUACUGUUUCCCAAGCCUGCUGGUCAACGAGAACCUCAACUCGAACCUGGGCCGUGUAGUGGCUGAUGCCAAGGGCUGCCUGCAGCUGUGUUUGGAGGAGGUGGCCAAUGGACUUCGAAACCCGGUUGCAAUGGUACAUGCUGGGGAUGGCAGCCACCGCUUCUUCGUGGCCGAGCAGGUGGGGCUGGUGUGGACCUACCUGCCUGACCGCUCCCGCCUGGAGAAGCCCUUCCUGAAUGUGAGCCAAGCAGUGCUUACUUCGCCCUGGGAAGGGGACGAACGUGGCUUCCUGGGUCUUGCCUUCCACCCCCGCUUCCCACAUCCCAGCAAACUCUAUGUCUACUAUUCGGUGGGGGUCGGCUUCCGAGAGUGGAUCCGCAUCAGCGAGUUCAGAGUCUCAGAGGGUGACGAGAACACAGUGGAUCAUGGCUCAGAGAGGAUAAUUCUGGAGAUCGAAGAACCAGCUUCCAAUCACAAUGGGGGCCAGCUGCUCUUUGGGGAUGACGGCUUCCUCUACAUCUUUACUGGAGACGGCGGGAUGGCUGGAGACCCCUUUGGGAAGUUUGGAAAUGCACAAAACAAGUCUGCUCUGCUGGGCAAGGUGCUGCGCAUCGACGUGGACCGUAAGGAGCGCGGCCUCCACUACGGCAUCCCUCCAGACAACCCGUUCGUGGAUGAUCCCGGAGCUCGGCCUGAGGUCUAUGCCCUGGGCGUGCGCAACAUGUGGCGCUGCUCCUUCGACCGCGGAGACCCAAUGUCUGGAACUGGCCGUGGGCGCCUGUUCUGCGGGGACGUGGGCCAGAACAAGUAUGAGGAGGUGGACCUGGUGGAGCGGGGCCGCAACUACGGCUGGCGCGCUCGCGAGGGCUUCGAGUGCUACGACCGCAAGCUGUGCGCCAACACCUCCCUCGAUGACGUGCUGCCGAUUUUCGCCUACCCACACAAGCUGGGUAAAUCAGUCACCGGAGGCUACGUGUACCGGGGUUGUGAGUACCCCAAUCUCAAUGGCCUCUACAUUUUUGGCGAUUUCAUGAGCGGGCGACUGAUGUCUCUCCGAGAGAACCCAGAGACAGGCCAAUGGAAGUAUAGCGAGGUCUGCAUGGGCCGUGGACAGACCUGUGCUUUCCCAGGUCUCAUCAACAACUACUACCCCUACAUCAUCUCCUUUGCGGAGGACGAGGCUGGGGAGCUGUACUUCAUGUCCACGGGUGUUCCCAGUGCCACGGCUGCACAUGGGGUCAUCUACAAAGUCAUCGAUCCCUCCAGACGGGCGCCUCCAGGGAAGUGUAAGAUCCGCCCUGCUCAGGUGAAGGUGAGGAGUCAUCUCAUCCCCUUUGUGCCCAAGGAAAAGUUCAUCCGGACGCCAGAGAGCACUCCGCGCCCCACAGCCCGCGCUCCCACUAAGGCGCCCCGCCGUAGGCGCCCCACGGCUGCUCCUCCUGCCCCCACCCCGCGACCCACAAAGCCCGCAAGGCCCACCCGGCGACCAGGGGCCCGGAAGGGAGGCGGGCGACGGCGGGGACGUCCGAGUACCGCGGUCCCCGAACCCGAGAACGGAUCGGUGCGUCUGGUACGGCCCGCAGGCCUGAGCCCCGGCCGCGGUCGCGUGGAAGUGUUCAUAGGCGGACGCUGGGGCACGGUGUGCGACGACGCCUGGGACACCAAGGCAGCCGCCGUGGUGUGUCGUCAGCUGGGUUUUGCGCACGCGGUGCGAGCCGCCAAGCGCGCGGAGUUUGGCGAGGGCCGCGCGCUCCGGAUCUUGCUGGACGACGUGCGCUGCGCGGGCAGCGAACGCAACCUGCUGGAGUGCGCGCACGCUGGCGUGGGCACGCACAAUUGCAAGCACGACGAGGACGCUGGCGUCGAGUGCAGCCACCAAGACCCGAACCUGUAGCCUGACCUCUCCUACCUGGCGGUGCUACUCUGGGAGUGGCCCCUUGGGUUUGCGGGCACGCCGUGCAGUAUGCACGAGCCAGGAUGGA